GCGGGACAGCGAAUUACGAUGAGUUUCCACAGUAUGAGAAGUUUUUGCGGGCUAAUAUUACUGCUUAACAUUUUAACCAAGAUUAGCGAUGCCGACGCGAGAAACAUCCCAUCGGCAAGCACAAGGAACACUGCUCCUCAAGUUACAAUACUUCAGGGUGCUCUUGAGGGCACAACCGUGUUGAGUUUGAAUAAUAGAACCAUCUACUCUUUCCUGGGAAUUCCUUACGCUCAACCGCCGAUCGGGAACCUGAGAUUCAGCAACCCCGUUGCAGCGGAAAGUUGGAGCGGGACACUCAAUGCGACUGUGGAUGGUGAAAAGUGCCUACAGUUUGUGGUAACCGGAAGCGAGGACUGUUUAUACUUGAACGUUUACACCCCGCAGCUUCCGGAAAGUGGUUCAUCUUCUUUGCUUCCGGUGAUGGUUUCGAUUCACGGCGGAGGAUUCGCCUAUGGAAGUGGAGACUUUGAGGGCAAUGGCCCAGCUUAUCUGCUCGACGCAGACGUGGUGCUUGUCACCAUGAAUUACCGCUUGGGAGUGCUGGGCUUCUUGAGCACUGGAGACGAGGCCGCGCCAGGCAACUGGGGCCUCAAGGAUCAGGUGUUGUCCUUGGAGUGGGUUCGCGACAACAUUGCGUUCUUCGGUGGAGAUCCGAACCAAGUAACGAUAAUGGGGAACAGCGCCGGUGGUGCUUCAGUGCAACUGUUGGCACUUUCAGACUUGGCAAGGGGCCUUUUCCACAAGUACAUCGCGCAGAGCGGAUCAGCCUUCGGUUUCUGGCCUUACCAGCCCAGUGAAUUGUCCGCACAACAUUCCCGCGCCCUUGGUGGAUAUCUCAACUGCGAUAGCAGUACUUCGACCCUUCUUAUCGAGUGUCUUAGAGAACUGAAUAGUUCGACUCUUAUGCUAGCGGAUAUGAUGUCCGGUGUGUGGAACACGGUGGGUGGGUCUUGGUCCCCGACUGAUGAGCCAGACAUUGAGGGUGCCCUUCUCACAGACAGUCCUGUCAACCUCGUCAACGCUGGAAAGAUGCAUGACCUGCCAUCGAUAUCCGGAAGCACGCGUGAUGAAGCUGCUACCUUCGUUGCAGGUUACGUACUGGUGCCCAGCUUGCUUGAGGAGUUUCUAGCUGAUAUCGACAACGCGAUCCCCAACGCACUUGGAUACUCAAAAUGGGUUGACGAUGUUUCUGCGUUUACUGCUGGAUUGAAGGACUUUUACUUCACCGACUUGACAGCCGAUAGAUCGGAGAUCUUGUAUAAUCUCACUCUCCUCAUAAGCGACAAUAACUUCAUAUACCCAGUCUUCAGAAUGGUCCAGACGCAGAACAGCAUGUUUGAGAGCGAUCAGUUCUUCUACUCCUUCGAUUACCGAGGAACUUACAGUCAAACCGACAUGAUAAGCAGUGCAAUGCCGAACAACAGCGCUGCUCAUGCCGAUGAGAUGUUUUACCUGUUUCCACAGACUGAGGCGAUCUUCGGCGCAACUCGAGAGAAUAUGACUGCCAAUGACCGCCAAAUGGUGGACACUAUGAUGGAGUUGUGGACUUCGUUCGCAAUAACUGGAAUCCCAACCACAACGACUGGCGGUGUAACUUGGCAACCGUUUGCAGCUGGCAACAAUAAUUAUCUCAGAAUAGGAGGUGACUCGGACCCAACGGUUUUGAAUCUGAACGAUUUUCAACCGGAAAGGAUGCAACUGUGGAGCGAUUUGCUGGCAGCAUCAUCUGCGGCGAAUUCAGCCAUCGUUUUUUCGCCUUUGAUAUCGAUACUUAUUUGUCUGGUUACUUACUUCAAGAUGCUCUAAUCAACAACGACGAGGACUAUGUGCUUUUGCAAAAUUAACGUAUACGUUUUACCAUCAGCGUGUAGUGAAUAGUACGAAUCAAAAGUUAAUCACAGGUUUUACGAUGUUAUAAUCUGAUUGAGAGUUAAAAAAAUAAAUUAAAGAGCUAUAUAAAUCGUGAUAAAAUAAUGUGAUUUCUGAUUACUUGGAAUUCAUUGUAGGCAUUUUCUUAUCCUUUUCGACAUAAUACAUUUUUUAAUUAUCAUUAGCCUUAUUGCAGCUAUGAAUAAAUUUAUGCGAAAUAA
Messenger RNA from Neodiprion fabricii, 2090 nucleotides. Its product is annotated as esterase E4-like. The record is from RefSeq and is a predicted model, not a curated record. Bases 19 to 1806 code for a protein of 595 amino acids. Lineage: Eukaryota; Metazoa; Arthropoda; Insecta; Hymenoptera; Diprionidae. The transcript is spliced from 7 exons.